AUGGAUCCGAAUAACUCGAGUCCAGGCGAAUCAUCAACAGAUGAGUCAAAUAGCUACAAUAUCCUCCUAAUAUUGGCAUGCUGUAUCUGCCUCCUGCUCUAUGAGAAGCUUGUAGGGGAUGGUAAAGCUAAUUGGAUGCCACAUUUGGCCUUUAUGGCCGGGCUUUUCGACCGGCUGGAGAUCCCUGGCAAUUGUAGAAUCCUCGAUUUGAUGCAGCGUGGGGAUCAGCAACGACAAGCCUUUGAGUUUAUUCACCACCUGUUCUUAUACAACGAUCUAUUACACUCCACAGCGCAAAGGAAAUCCACCCUAUCAACCUUUUACCUACGAUCAGCGAAAAGCGCUAAACUCAUGUCUAAUAUUCCUUUUGUCGAAGGCAUGAUCCAAGCCCCACCUGUGCAAUGGAAUGAUGAUUCGACCAAUUACGGUCGUUUCUAUUAUCCCUAUCUGGUAGCUCAAAUCAGUGCCGGGUCAGAGACAGUCUCCGAUGCGUGCAUCGAUGCAUGGGAUGGCCGACUUGAUUGGCUUCCUAGUUUUUCUUUGCUAGGCGUUCGCCUUUCAUCAAAUCCGGCACCCUCUGCCAAAAACAUUCAGAGUCCGGAUAUCGAUCAAAGAACCAACAGGACAGACCUGGAAAGCUAUUCCAUCAUAAAGUCGCUUUACCGGGAUACGGCAAAGGUGUAUCUAAGACAAUGCCUGCGUCGCCGGCAAGGGCAUCAAUCUUUGUCAAAGUGUGGAUUGAAGAUGGUGGAUCUAGCCUGCCAUGCUACAUCCCUAAUUUCCCAGUUACCAGAUGGGUCACAGUUUGAGAAUGCUCUACUCUGGCCAAUCGGCAUCAUUGGUCCCGAGCUUACCGUUGCGAAAGGCUCCGAGAGAGAGUACAUUAUCGGCCGACUAAGGGCCUUGGAACAGCGUUUCCAAAUGAAACACUUCGAACGUGUACGAGAGGUCAUUAUCAAGGGAUGGAAUCGGUCUGCUCUACCAAGUUCACUUAAUGGAAACUUUCCUAGCAAUGAUGGCUAUGACGAUGAUGUAUUCCUCUUCGGAUAA
Molecule: messenger RNA, 1050 nt
Organism: Penicillium waksmanii
Lineage: Eukaryota; Fungi; Ascomycota; Eurotiomycetes; Eurotiales; Aspergillaceae
Exons: 1
Coding region: 1-1050 (349 amino acids)
Biological process (GO): positive regulation of transcription by RNA polymerase II
Cellular component (GO): nucleus
Molecular function (GO): DNA-binding transcription factor activity; transcription cis-regulatory region binding
Source: RefSeq, a predicted model, not a curated record